UCGCUGUUUUGAUCACGUGACACUAAAGAUGGCCGACUGCGACGGGAGUGAAGAUGGUGCGUUGAGGUUUUAAAGUCGUCAGCGGGUUUAAAGACGCUGCUCUGCACUCGGAGCGGGUUCGUUCUGACACGUGGAUGAACUGUCAGGACAGUAUUCUGGAGCCGCUGUGUUUCCCGGAGCAGCCGCUCGACGGCGCUCCCGGCCCCCGGCGGAGUUCUUCCCGCUCCGAGCUGCUGCUGCUGUGUCUGUUCUGCUCCGAGUCGAGCGGCCUGCCGCAGAAGGACGUCUUCCUCAAACACCUGCUGCUGGAGCACAAGGUGGUGAUUGCCGACGUCAAACUCAUCGCAGACCUGCCCAAGUACCUGUUAUACUGGAAAGGCAGAUUCCUGGAGCAGCCUGUCACAGAUUUCUGCAGCGUGAUCAAAACCAACUCCACCGGCCCCGUCGAGAAACAGGAGAACUACUUCCUGCUGUGCGACAUCCUGCCAGAGGACAGAAUCCUGCGAGAGAAUCUGCAGCAGAAACGACUGGAGGAAGUUCUGGAGCAGCAGCAGCAGGAGCGAGACGACGGCAGCUUCCAGCGUCUCUGCAUGUUCUGCAGCGACGAGUUCACCGGCAACAGGUCGUCUCUGCUGAACCACAUGGCCCGAGAACACUCGUUCAGCAUCGGACUGCCGGACAACAUCGUCUUCUGCGAUGACUUCCUGGACACGCUGCAGAGCAAACUGGACAAUCUACAGUGUUUGUACUGUGAGAAGACGUUCCGAGACAAAACCACGCUGAAGGAUCACAUGAGGAAGAAAGCUCACCGUCGCAUCAACGCCAACAACCGAGAAUACGACCGCUUCUACGUCAUCAACUACCUGGAGCUGGGGAAGACGUGGGAGGAGGUGCAGAGCGAAGAUGACCGUGAGCUGGUCGACGACGGCGCCGACGAUGAUUGGUCGGACUGGCAGGCUCAUCCGGUGUCGGCCGUGUGUCUGUUCUGCGAACAUCAGUCAGAGACGAUGGACCAGAUCUACUCGCACAUGAAGGACAUUCAUGACUUCGAUCUCCAUAAGCUGAGGACAGAACUCAACCUCCGCUUCUACCAGCAGGUCAAACUGGUGAACUUCAUCCGGCGGCAGAUCCACCAGAGCCGCUGCUACGGCUGCCACCAGAGGUUCGAGUCCCGAGCCGACGUGCUGCGUCACAUCGUGGCCGAAGGUCACGUGAUGCAGCUUCCGGACGUGUCCACUUGGGACCAGCCGCAGUAUUACUUCCCCACGUACGAGAACGAUGCCCUCUUGUGUACGCUGCCCGACAGCGACGACGAGGACGCGGGCGACGAGGCGAACCGCUGCGAGGACGUCCCGGUGAUCGCGGAGGACGUGUCCGACCUCCGAGCCCUGAAGCAGAGCAGCGUCCUGAACCAGCUGCUGAGGAGCAGAAGCUCCGGCAGCCAGAGCGACGGACGAAGGGCGACGACGACGACUCUUCAUUCCAACUCUCAAACUGAGCCAAAGAGAAAACAGACGUAAUUCAGCACUUUAAAAACCGUCAGACUCUCGGAUCCACUCGAGCAAUAAAGACGAUUGUUUGUCUUGAA
Messenger RNA from Scophthalmus maximus (turbot), 1588 nucleotides. RefSeq names its product zinc finger protein 277 (gene znf277). The record is from RefSeq and is a predicted model, not a curated record. The coding region runs from base 135 to 1520 and encodes 461 amino acids. Lineage: Eukaryota; Metazoa; Chordata; Actinopteri; Pleuronectiformes; Scophthalmidae. The transcript has 12 exons.